CCCCGUUUCCGCACGUUCGUACGUUCGUGAGGUAAAAAUGGCGCCGACUAAGCGCAAAGCGAUAUCUCUGGAGGUGAAGCAGCGAAUUCACCGGGAUUUCCGACAAGGAUUCAAGGUUGGUAGCCUCGCAAAAAGAUACGAGCUGUCUCAAUCAACGAUUUCUACAAUCAUCAAGGCUGGAGAUGUCUUGAAGAAGGCUGGCACCAGCGGUCACGACGACCAGCGAAAGCGGGUUAGGGAUCCUUUGUACGGCGACGUUGAAGACUCCCUGUACCAGUGGUUCUUGACCACUCGCAACCGGAACGUGCCCAUAAGUGGACCUAUUCUUGCCGCAAAGGCGAAGAAAUUUGCUUCCCUUCUGGGACGGGAAAACUUCGAACCCGGCGGAGGAUGGAUUCAGCGGUUCAAGGAUCGCCACGGCAUCGUUUAUAAAAACGUCGUCGGGGAGGCUGCCUCGCUGGACGUAAAUGCGAAAGACGAAUGGCUGGCGACGAAAUUACCCGAGCUGUUGGAGCGCUUCCAAGAAAGUGACAUUUUCAACGGCGAUGAAACAGCACUCUUUUAUGAGAUGCUGCCUACAAAGACGCACGCGCUGAAAGGUGACCCGUGCGUUGGUGGCAAACAUAGCAAGGUCCGGGUGACGGUGUUUGUGUGCGCAAACAUGGACGGUACCGAGCGUCUCAAGCCCUUUGUGAUCGGGAAAUCGAAAAGGCCUCACUGCUUUAGGAAUCAAUGCAUUCCAGUCCGCUAUCGAAAUAACAAGAAAGCGUGGAUGACGCGAGAUCUCUUUGAGGAAUGGCUCCUCGAGUUUGACGGCGCUAUGGAGAAGCAGAAGAGGAAAGUGGUGCUGCUCCUCGACAACUGCAGCGCACACAACGUCAGCCCGAAGCUAACGUCCGUUGAGGUAAUGUUUCUGCCUCCGAACACCACGGCAGGUCUGCAGCCCAUGGAUGCCGGCGUAAUCGCCAAUUUCAAGGCCCUCUACAGACGUCGCAUGCUGGAAUGGCUCAUCAUGAAACUAGACUGCUCAGGAUUGUCUCAAUACGCCGGCGGACCUCCUGACCUGAAGGUGAGCUUGUUAGAAGCGGUGCGGUUCGUGCAUGGUGCGUGGUAUGAGGUGAAGCAGGUUACACUCAAGAACUGUUUUAAAAAGGCAGGCUUCGUGCGCCACAACGCCACGGUCUCGGAAGAGACAAAUGACUUGCUCAUCGAACCUGCCGAUGUGGGUGAACUUUGGGACCACAUAGCAGCUUCCGAGGAGAACAUCGGCGGAGCUCUCUUGGGAGACUUUUUGAACGCGGACAACGCUGCCGCUUCAUGCGAGGAGUCUACUGAUGAGGCCAUUGCCGAGGAACAGCAAUCGCGACGAAAAAUCACAUCGAGCGACUGCGAAAGUAGUGACGACGACGGCGGCGACGAGAACACCCCGCCUCCAAUGUCUUCACAAAAUGCCCUGCUCUCCAUCCAGUCGCUGGUCGGUUUUGUGCACGCAAAAGGACUGCCGCCAGCGUACGCGCAACAACUGGAAGCAAUGCACACGGCAAUUGUCAAACUUCAGCUCAAGCAAGCGCAAAUUUCCGACUUUUUUAAGCAUGCUUAAAUUAUUUUAUAGUCAUUUUCGUACCUUUUAAUAAAGCCUUCGGUUUUCUUUGCCUCGGC
This is a messenger RNA of Ixodes scapularis (black-legged tick), 1659 nucleotides long. RefSeq names its product tigger transposable element-derived protein 6-like. Bases 38 to 1600 code for a protein of 520 amino acids. Gene Ontology annotation, cellular component: nucleus. The transcript has a single exon. Gene Ontology annotation, molecular function: DNA binding. NCBI's taxonomy places the organism in Eukaryota, Metazoa, Arthropoda, Arachnida, Ixodida, Ixodidae. The record is from RefSeq and is a predicted model, not a curated record.